Neurospora tetrasperma FGSC 2508 is the source of this 1428-nucleotide messenger RNA. RefSeq lists its product as uncharacterized. The coding region runs from base 1 to 1323 and encodes 440 amino acids. NCBI's taxonomy places the organism in Eukaryota, Fungi, Ascomycota, Sordariomycetes, Sordariales, Sordariaceae. Gene Ontology annotation, molecular function: protein binding. The transcript is spliced from 2 exons. The record is from RefSeq and is a predicted model, not a curated record.
AUGGGUGAUUCCAGUGAAAAGUGGCCGGAGCCAGUCUCCUCCCUUCAGUCAAUGCAGCUUGAUCUUCCGCCCAGUUGCAUCGAAUUUUGCCCGUCUGCGCCGUCAUACUUUCUGAUCGGAACGUACAACCUGGAGGGAUACGAAGGGCCCGCUGCUGCGCAAACUGCUGAAGCGAAGGAGGUGGAGGCGCAGGACGAGAACAUCGACAAAGACGAGGCUGCGGUGACAGGAGAGAAGGAGGGGCCACAAAACCGCAAUGGCAGCAUUCUUACAUUUCAGCUCGUGGCUGACCAGCUAGUCCACGUCCAGACGCUGAUGCAGCCAUCGGCCAUCCUCGACCUUCAUUUCAGCCCAGCACCAGGCAAGCAAGACAUGUGCGCCGCCGUCUCCAGCACGGCUACUCUGGCUCUGUUCCGGUUAAGUCUUGGGGAAACAGAACCCCUGAAGCAUCUCAAGACCAUGGACAUGGCAAGUAUGUGCAAAACGGCGGAGGACUGGCUAGGUGACAAGGACGAGGUCAUCUUCACCCACUUCAGCUGGCAUCCUACGAAGCCGGAUAUGGUUGCCGUAACCACAACUGCCGGCUAUGUACACCUAAUCUACCUCGGGAGAGACCUUGAUGGCAGCGACUGGGUGAUGCACCCUGAGCCGAUCCUCACUCACACCCUCGAGGCUUGGUAUGUAUCCAUCUCCCCGUCUCUCAGCCCCCCUGAAGAGGAAGAAAACGACUCGUUUCUGCUGUUAUCAGGAGGUGACGACUCGGCGUUGCGCUACCAAGUAUGCAAGCGCACCCGGAGCGCGCAUGCGAUGGAGGACGAUGAAUCGGAAAGCCCCUAUACUAUCGAGGCGCUCCGUCCGCCUGUCAACGUGCGAGACCAUGGUGCUGGAGUGACGGCGAUACUGCCCCUGGGGCUGAAGGACGGCGAGUCUGAGCUCGUUGUCACGGGAAGCUACGAUGAUCACAUCCGGCUCUUUUCUAUCCCGGCCUACGGCUUUGGGCGGGCUGUCGAGCUAGCAGAAAGUAACCUCGGAGGAGGCGUAUGGAGGUUGAAGAUUGUCAAGAAAGAGAUGGGCCUCUUGGAUGGGCAGGGCUGGCGCUUGACGAUGCUGGUGUCGUGUAUGCAUGCGGGUACGCGGGUUGUCGAGCUCUCCAAUAGCGGCGCUGGGGAGUAUGAGUUCCUAGUGACUGGGAGGUUUGAGGAGCACAAGAGCAUGAACUAUGGCAGUGAUUGUCAGCUGAGCGCGGAGGGAACCCUCGCGGUCGUAUCGACGAGUUUUUAUGACAAGCUGUUGUGUCUUUGGAAGCUUGAGCUUGGGGCUUGAAGAACAAAGGCGAACAAUGUGCCUAGACUAUCCUGGCCAGGGUGAGGAUACGACAUGUCUACAUAGAUAGUGUCGACAGUAAAGUCAACCAGAAGGAUUCGAAGG